AUGGCGAUUUUAAGAGCGCCCCUGAUCAUUCUCCUUCUCACCUUUUAUUUCUCCGAGGGAGUAGAGUACAUAAAGAAUGAAGAGCAGCCCCGGGGAGCUCUGGUGACCAUACUCUAUGGGACUGGCUUUGAGCUUGGGGUACGUGUUCUAGGCCAGUCUAUAAGAGAAUCUAAAACCACCCUCGAGUACGUCGUGAUGUGUACUAGAGACGUGCCGCAAGAAACCAUAGCAGUCUUAAAGAAAGAUGGCUGGAAGAUAAAGAUGAUUGAUCGUUUUGAUCCUGGAAAGGCCAAAUUUGAUGGCAGCAUCCACAAGAUGCAAAUGUGGACGCUGACGGAGUAUAAUCGGAUACUUUGGGUGGAUGCUGACGCUGUUUUGGUUCAAAACAUCGACCAUUUGACUCGAUGCGGAAACUUCUGUGUCACGUUUCGUCACUCUGAUCUGUUCAACGCCGGAAUAAUGGUCGUUAAGCCAUCGCUUGACGAGUUAAAGAGAAUCAUGUCGUUCAGUUCUCAUUAUUUCGAGCUUCCGGAUACAGAUGAGAAAUCAAACGUGGCGUUACCCAGCGGGCGGAACAUUUGGGGAGACCAGAACAUGCUUAACGAGUAUUACAACACUGUCUACAACCUUAAAGGGGCUAGGCUCUUUGAUCGAAAUGACCUUAAGUAUCAUGAAGAACCUCUGAGAUUAUCUGAAGGUUAUAACUCUGAUCUUGCUCUGUACCUGUGGUACGGUAAAUGGGCUGUUCCCGAUGAAGAAAGAUUCAUACUUCAUUACACAGCCGGUCCUCUUAAGCCCCACUCAUGGUGGACCUACCCUAUAUGUGACGCUAACUGGGUUUGGUACGGAUUCAGGCAAAGGUUACCAAGUAGAUUCAACGAUCCCUCAAUGUGGGAACCCCAUCAUUGGAUCCCAGUUAUAGUUGUGGCUUUGUUAUUGAUUGCCAUUCGAUUCCUUCCUGGUUUACCUUCGCUGACUCCUUACUGCAAGAGGUUUGUCAUUUUUGUCUCACCCGAACAAGACAACUGGUUCAUGCUUAUAACCCCCACUGCUGUCCUUGCACUUUCAUAUUAUCUAGCUUUCUGUCAGGUCCCGACCCUCAUGUGGCCUGGAGAGGCUUACGUCGUUUUUGGGAUGUGGACAAUUAUGUUUCUGUGCCUUUUCUAUAUACCGGCUUGCUAUAUUUCUUACAUGUCGAUUUCUUUUCAUUCUCGUGGUCUGCAUUCGAGAGCAAGUCUAGAGACACUGCUUCAUUUUGUGACGUUUGUUCUUCUCCACUUGCUGGUCUUGUGGAUUACUUACCUUGUCUCUCCUUUUCUUCGCCGAGCCCCUACGUUUUUUCUGAUGGUUUUCUGUAUGGUUGUCUACUUUCAUUUCGUUGGUAAGAGGAUCAUAAGAAUAUGGAACCACAAUUUAUCAAGGAAUACAAUUAUUUAG
Amphimedon queenslandica is the source of this 1437-nucleotide messenger RNA. RefSeq names its product inositol phosphorylceramide glucuronosyltransferase 1-like. Bases 1 to 1437 code for a protein of 478 amino acids. The record is from RefSeq and is a predicted model, not a curated record. NCBI's taxonomy places the organism in Eukaryota, Metazoa, Porifera, Demospongiae, Haplosclerida, Niphatidae. The transcript has a single exon.